AUGGCUGUUGGACAUUUUCGUGCGUACUCUGCGGCUGCGGAGCCGGAGACCAUUGUGAUGGAAUGGCUAAAUAAAGUGUCGUUAUUAGUGGAGUGAAGUGGCGGGUUUAACACGGACGAGAUGGCAUCCGACAGGUAGAUACGAGGGUCGUUAUUUGCAUGAUUCCGUAAAUGAUGGUAAUUUUUUGACAGGAUGGAAUGGGUGGAAAUCAUCGAACCCCGUACCAAGGAGCACAUGUAUGCGAACCUGACCACUGGCGAAUGUGUGUGGGAUCCCCCACCUGGAGUUCCUGUAAAAAAGACAGACAACAAUCAGUGGUGGGAAUUGUUUGAUCAGAACACGUCAAGAUUUUACUACUACAAUGCAACAUCUCAGAAAACGGUUUGGCAUCGUCCUACAGACUGUGACAUCAUACCACUGGCCAAAUUGCAGACAUUAAAGCAAAAUACGGAGCCUGUCGGACCUGGUGGAGAUUCGCAGAGGGGGAAUGAGCCCAAGAAGAAAGAGUCCGUGUCAACACAGACUCCAACUUCUUCAGUUGGUAGAGUUGCACGUUUCCCCUUUCAGGAGAGUCAAAAUCUAGCUGCGACACUACAGGUCGGAAGUGCUUGCAGAUCUCGAGGUCCAGGAGUCGGUAUCGAUGCUCAAACUUCACCUCCUUCACUUUCACCUUCGUCCAGACGUCACCAUCAUCAUCACCAUCAUCACCAUAACAGCCGGCAUCAUCAUAGACAUCACGAACAGCCUGCUGCUCGUAGGCAACAUAAUCACUCCCAGGAUUCCGGACGUUCCAGCGAUAGCUCGGUAUCACAUAGCCGUACGUCUUUGGAAUCCACUGGGUAUCGACUCCUGGAUUCACCUCAUCGACAUCACCAUCGUUCCAUUGGUCAGACCCAGCCGAUACCACCACCAUCAUCUCAUUUGCGUCAACAAUCUGGUACCUUGGAAAAUCGAAGUCACAAAAGUGGCACUCUGGAGAGUGUGAAAAACCAAAAAACGCAACCAAAAACUGACUCGCCACCGCUUGGUUUAUCGCUUUCUACUAGUACUCCUCUUUUCAAAAAAAAAACCUUUGUGGAACCGCAAAGGGAAAUAAGAGGGACGAAUUUGGACUCGGAUAGAAGUAAGAAUGGCAAAGACAACAGAGGUUCGUAUGGCCCUGAGCCAAGUACAUCGCCAUAUAGAGAAUCGUUGAUGGAAUCGCGAGGUUUUAGGCAAGAAAUGCCGCCAUACCGUCCACCCGAAGUGCAAGUCGGUCAAGUGUACAAGCCUCAAGUUGACAAAUAUGGAUCUCUUGUGGAGACGACAGGGAAUCGAUACCACAGAGAGCGGGAUUUACAUCACAGGGAGAGGGUUAACAGUCUAGAUAAAACAAACGCAACAUCGUUUUAUCCUAGUUCUAUUCACCAUCGCAACAGGCAGGAAACAGGCAGUGGUAGUAUCAGCAGAGCUCACCAUGGUGGCACAGUUUCUCUAUCAGAGGCUAAUGUCAGGGAGAAAUAUGGUGGAGUGCCACCCGAGAGAGCAGAAACAAAUAAAAGUUUGAUCAGAGGUGGAGGCGGCAUUAUAGCUAAUGUCUCCAAGCAAAGGAGCUUAGAAGUUAGUGAAAGAGAUCAUAGGAGGACAACUUGCAAUAAUUCUAUUGACCGCACACCGCAGCCAAUAGCGCGCAGCUACAGUUUCGUUCAACAACAAAAGCAGCAACAGAAGCAGCAAAACAGGAGACGAGAUAGAGACGACGAUUCAAUGCAUGAGAGAUAUUUAGUUGGCCAACCGCAUCCUCCACCGCGAGACAGCAGUAACAGCAAUAGCAAUGACACCAGCAGCACAAACAGCAGCAGUAACAGCAUGGGGGGUGAGGAAGUGGUUGGAGUUGAGGAGAGCGCAAAUGGGAGAAAGAAGAAGAGUAAUGGAAACCCUAGCCCCCCCCCUUCACCUUAUUACGGAAAUCUAUUAGUAGAUUCCGACCACUUGCUACCUCUUCAACAUUACAUUCUUCAGCAGGCUAAACUCUCUGGUUGUUAUAGGUUUGGUGAUCCCUUGCUCGUUGAAGAAGGAGAUGAUUCGUUAGAUGAAGAAGGUGGGCGAGGUGGAGGAGCAGGGGGAAGGGUGGAUGACGAUUCUGACGAUCAAUUCGCAGAUGAUGAAGCUGCUAGUAAUCAAGGGGAUUCUUCAAGCCAAGAAUAUCUUGAGGAUCACUAUGCAGACUUAGGCAACUAUGACACGGCAGGUUUAGCUACUUAUUAUAAUACAGCAGAUACUUUGACGAGGCCUCCAGCUACCCCGCCACCUCCAACUAUAGUUUCUCACACUGAGAGCAUAGCUGCGGGCGUCGUGAGACCGAUUUCUCUGCCACCUUCGACUGGAACGAAUUUAGGAACAGCUCCGAGUAUUGGAAAUGAAUCCGGAAUAGGAUCGACAGACUUUGACGACGUGAGGCGAGACGGCGGCGGUGGAGACAUAGAAAAAUACGCGCAAGACAAUUUGAACCUGAACUGUGGAAGACCGAAGGGACUCAGAUUACUUUUCCGUAAGAAAUUCAGCGUGCGCGACAUGCUGAGUUGGUCCAAAGACCCGAUACCUCAGCCAAUGCUUGCUAUAACUGGUAGAGACGGUGAAAAGCUUCUUAAGAGAGAAGCUUGUAAUUUAUUCAGACUCGUCCAAGUUUACAUGGGAGAUAGAAAAGCUAACGUAGGUAUGACUCUCGACGGAGUAGCGAUGGACAUAGUAAAUACAAUCUUUGCUAAACCGCCACUACGAGACGAGCUUUACGUGCAAAUCUGUCGUCAAACUACGGAGAAUCCUCGUAAAGAAAGCCUGCGUAGAGGAUGGGAGCUGAUGGCUGUCUGUCUUGCAUUUGUUCCUGCUAGUGCUACUUUUGAGCCGUACCUUGAAGGCUACAUGAACAGGCAUAGAGAUCCAGAUUUUCAAUUUCUCGAAGUUCCAAAAUGGCCAAUACACGUCCAAGUCAGUCACUACGCUACCGUCGCAUGCCGACGCUUACAGCGUAUUGGAGCCCAUGGAAAACGCCAACCUCGCAAAGCUACUCUUGAGGACAUUGACCAAGCCAGGAUACAAAUCUUCCGAGCUUCGAUGUUUGGCGCGACGCUAGGAGAAGUCAUGGCUUUGCAACGAGAUCGAUACCCUCAAAGGGAGCUUCCCUGGGUGCAAACGACACUAGCACGCCAGGUUUUACUUCGUGGUGGAACUACAACAGAAGGGAUCUUCAGAGUAUCUGCCGACGCAGAUGAGGUUAGCGUCCUUAAAGCGUCUCUUGACCGAUUCGAGGAUAGCGGAGUGGCAAAUUCAGUCCAAGAUGCUCACGCACCAGCCUCUCUAUUGAAGCUUUGGGUAAGGGAACUCUACGAACCACUCAUCCCGGAUGCUCUCUAUACGGAAUGCGUCUCAUUACGCCACGACGACGUCCGAGCCGCUGCCGCGGCAGCUACUGCUUUGAUAGAUCGGCUUCCUGACCUUAACCGUCGUGUUCUUUGUCAUCUGAUAAGAUUUUUACAGAUAUUCGCAAGACCGGAAGUUGUUGUGCGAACAAAAAUGGAUGCAAGCAACUUGGCUAUGGUAAUGGCUCCUAACGUAUUGCGCUGUACGUCCCAGGACCCGAGAGUUAUUUUAGAAAAUGCUAGAAAAGAGAUGGCCUUUGUUCGCACCCUCAUUCAAUCUCUAGACACUGCGUGGGUCGAAGGUCUUCACUGACUAUUAGAUUACUUAGAUUAGAUUUAAAAAAAAAACUGCUAUGCCAAAACGACAACUGUAUAUUCACUAUUAUUAGUCUCAUCGUUAGUGUUAUUAUUAUUAUUAUUAUUAUUACUAUUAUUAUUAUUAUUGUAUUAAUUGAAAAAUAUUAUUACUAUUACGAUUUGUUCUUAUACAAACAAUUAUUAUCAUUAUCAUUAUUAAUAAUAUUAUUUUUUAUUUUCGUUAAAACGUAUACUUUUAUCUAUAAUUCUGUAAUUUAAACGUCUACAAGAGCUGAGCCACUCAUUUCCUAUUUAUUAUUUAUAAACAUAUAUUAGUAUAUUACUAAAAUAUUAUUAGAUUAUAUAUCGCUAUAUGAUAUUUUACCGAUUCUUGUUACCGCGCGAAUUGCGAUGGCUUUUUUACUCGAUCAUCAUUGUUGAAUCCCAUGUAAUAUAAAAAAUAAUGCGUUACCGUGUAUAUCCGUGAUAUCGUCACAGCGAGGUCUUUUUGUAUAACGAAUAUAAGCGUAUAUACAAAUUUAUUAUAUGAAGUAAAAAGGAAAAGAAAAUACUUGCGAAGGAUUA
Diprion similis is the source of this 4280-nucleotide messenger RNA. It is a transcript of the gene RhoGAP93B, whose product is annotated as rho GTPase-activating protein 39. The transcript has 13 exons. The record is from RefSeq and is a predicted model, not a curated record. Gene Ontology annotation, cellular component: cytoplasm; cytoskeleton. Gene Ontology annotation, molecular function: GTPase activator activity; protein binding. Gene Ontology annotation, biological process: signal transduction. The coding region runs from base 193 to 3711 and encodes 1172 amino acids. NCBI's taxonomy places the organism in Eukaryota, Metazoa, Arthropoda, Insecta, Hymenoptera, Diprionidae.